GGCUGGAGAGACGAACACCGCUGUAAAUAAAUACCACGACCACUGAGGCCGGAGCGACAUGGAGAACCAGUGCACAGUGCAGGUGAAGCUGGAGUUGGGCCACAGAGCCCAGCUAAGGAAGAAAGUGACAUCGGAAGGUUUCACCCACGACUGGAUGGUGUUUGUCCGAGGGCCAGAGACCGGCGACAUCCAGCACUUUGUAGAGAAGGUUGUCUUCCGCCUGCACGAGAGCUUCCCCAAACCCAAAAGAGUAUGCAAGGAGCCUCCAUAUAAAGUGGAGGAGUCGGGCUACGCAGGCUUCCUCAUGCCUAUUGAGGUCUACUUCAAGAACAAGGAGGAGCCCAAAAAGGUGUGUUUCAACUACGACCUAUUCCUUAACCUGGAGGGCAACCCCCCAGUUAACCACCUGCGCUGUGAGAAGCUCACCUUCAACAACCCCACCAAAGAAUUCAGGAGAAAGCUGAUCAAAGCUGGAGGGGUAUUGGUGGUUCCAGAGGGGGCUGAAGCAAGACCCAAUCCAGAUUACCCAAUGCUCCCCACCAUCCCCCUCUCAGCCUUUUCAGACCCCAAGAAGACCAAGACCUCUCACGUGUCAAAGGAACCCAGCAAAGAAGGAAGCGGUGGAAGCAAGGGACCGAAACCACACAAGGUGACCAAGGAGCAUCGCGAACGACCCCGAAAAGACUCUGAGAGCAAAGCCACGUCGAAAGGAGACAACGACCGAGAUGGAAGCAGCAAGAGCGGCCGAGAUCCUUCCUCUUCCUCAUCCACGUCUUCAAAAAAGCCGCCAGAGAUCAAAGUGAAGGAGGAAGUGAAGGUCCUACCCAAGGCGGCAUUCAAGGAGCCUAAGCUCACCCUGAAGGAGUCAAAGAUGGAGGGCAUGUCCCCUAAAGGAGGGGGGGCUGGGAGUGGAGGGGGCGGUGGGGGAGGAGGGGGAGGCGGGGGCGGGGGAGGCCCAGUAGAAUCCAAAGCACCGGGGAAACGACCCGCCACUGUGGAGUCUCCCAAACCCAGUGCCAAGAAGCAGAAGAAGGCCAGCUCUGAGGGGCCGAAGGGGCCGGGAGGUGGAGCUUUCACAGGAACCUCUCCUCGCGUCUCCUCAUCGUCUGCAGCGAACCAGUCCUUCGCCGAGAAGAAACCCUCCAAGGAAAAGGGUCGCUGGGCCAGAGGCAAAAAUGACACACAGGAGCUGAAGGAGCCCAAGAAAGUUCCAGAGUCAGAGGAGUCGAAUUCAGAAGAUGAAGCCUCUUCAAAGUCAGAGCAGUCGGCCCCUUCCAGUCCUUCCAACUCCAGCUCUAGUUCUGACUCCAGUUCAGACUCAGACUUUGAGCCGGGACAGAAACCAGGGCAAGGCCCAUUAAGAUCCAUGGUGGAGGAGAUCCAGUCAGAAGAGUCGGAUGAUGAUGACAGCAGCUCGGAGGAGGAGACCCCCAUCAAGACGAACCCCCCCAACCGUGACUCUCGACUCAGCCUGGACAGCGAGAGUGACAGCAGUGAAGGCUCGCACCGCCCCAGUCGAGACCCCGCCCCGCCCCCACAGAAACACAUCUCCUCCAACAACAAAGUUUCUGGCAGAAAGAGUCCAGAUUCCUCUUUCCGCUCAGAGAAGGUGUUGAAGAAGGGAUACGACAAGGUAGGAAGGGCCUACACAGAGGAACUGGUGGACCUCCAUCGCAGACUGAUGGCUUUAAGAGAGCGUAAUGUUCUACAGCAGAUUGUCAACCUGAUCGAGGAGACGGGCCACUUCAACGUGACCAACACCACCUUUGACUUUGACCUCUUUUCACUGGACGAGUCCACUGUCCGCAAACUACAGAGCUACCUGGAGGCGACGGCCACGUGACAGGAAGUGGACGCCGGCGUGUGGACGGCAGCGGCGGCGGGAGUCCACUCGCCACCUACUCUCCUCUCGCAGGCGAGCUGACGAGUGGUCACAGCGGACGCAGCUGUUUCACAGGUCUGACUGAAACAUUGAACAACUACCACACGGACAGAAACACACGAGCACACAUGAAGACACACCACUCUCACGUGACGCCCGGGAGG
This is a messenger RNA of Limanda limanda (common dab), 2046 nucleotides long. It is a transcript of the gene mllt1a, whose product is annotated as MLLT1 super elongation complex subunit a. Bases 59 to 1843 code for a protein of 594 amino acids. The record is from RefSeq and is a predicted model, not a curated record. Lineage: Eukaryota; Metazoa; Chordata; Actinopteri; Pleuronectiformes; Pleuronectidae. Gene Ontology annotation, biological process: regulation of DNA-templated transcription. Gene Ontology annotation, cellular component: super elongation complex. The transcript has 12 exons.